AUGGCAAAGAAGUCUAAAAAUCAUAGGAGGCGUUCCAAGCACCAACAAGCUACGCAAGUGAAUGAGGAAGCUGAGAAAAAGAAGAAGCUUGCAAGUCUAUUAGAUCAAGCAGAAGCUCAAAAUCAAGAUAAGGAUACAAUUAGAAACCUGGAUCCAAUAGACAUUAAAGAUGAGACACUUAAUAAAGUGAUACAGAAGUUUACUUUAUCGGCGGAAGAUUCGCGACAAAAACCCAUCGUCAUACGUACGAUUAAGGAUACCAAUGACAAAGAGGAAAGAGAAGAGGAUGAUACUGCAUCUCAUCUAGAGGACGACGAGGACUUUGAAGAGAGACAACCAAUAUCGAAGAGACAGCAACGGAUAUCUAAUAAACCUAGUAUUGCAAUAUUGAAAGCUUCAGUGCCGUACCCAGAACUUAUAGAAUGGUUUGAUUGUGAUGCAGAAUGGCCGUUUUUCAAUGCUGCUAUCAAGACUUCACACAACGUGGUAGGUGUUCCAAAACACUGGCAAAUGAAGAGAGGGUACUUAUCAGGGAGGUCUGUUUUGGAGAGGAGACCCUUUGAAUUGCCAGAAAUUAUAAAGCAAACUGAUAUAGAAACUAUGAGAGAGGCCAUCCCUCAAGGGAACGAGAAUGGAACCGACAAUAAAAAAUUGAAGGAAAUAGCCAGAGCACGGGUGCAGCCAAAGUUAGGAACUCUAGACUUAGACUACAAAAGAUUAUACGACGCAUUUUUCACUUUAGGUAAAAAUUGGAAACCGGAAUUACUCCCUUUUGGUGAUUUAUAUUACGAGAAUAGACAGUUAGAGGCAGAGCUAGAAUGGAAGAAGAUAAAGUCAAAAUAUAGGCCGGGAUUCCUAUCCGAGGAAUUAAGAGAAGCUUUGCAGCUACAAGAGGGAAUGCUUCCCCCCUGGUGUCAUGAAAUGAAUAAGUUAGGAUUACCAAAAUCUUACCCCGAUAUGAAAGUUUGUGGCAUUAAUUGGGAUAUAUCUAAUUUAAGCAGCUCACAAUAUGGAUAUUGGCCAGGAGAUAAGAGCUUGGAAAAAAGCAAAAAGAACCUAUUCGGAUCUUUGGUUUCCUUUGACGAAUUGGAGCAUGGUGAUAUUAAUGUAGAUUGGAAUAAUUCAUACUCUUCUGACAAUGACGAAGAUGAUGAAGAUGGAGAGGAUGGAGUAGAUAAUCUUGCAUCUACAAAUGAUGGGGCUUCAUUUGAAGUAGAUGAAACUCCAAAGGAAGUCCUUGCCAAUAUUGCAGAUGACCCUGCCAAGAGUUAUAAGUACGAUGAGAAUAAGCCACUAUUCACUGUUUUGUCGGAAUCAAAGUCUUAUGAAGUAGAUGGCUCAGAUAUAUCAGGUCUUACGCGGACGUACGAUACUUCACAUAAGCGUUCAAAACCCGAUGAUCAGAAUGACACUAAGGAAUCUAAGAAACAAAAACUGGAGGAAGAACCUGAUUUCAGAUUCUGA
Kluyveromyces marxianus DMKU3-1042 is the source of this 1464-nucleotide messenger RNA. RefSeq names its product U2 snRNP complex subunit CUS1 (gene CUS1). The transcript has a single exon. The record is from RefSeq and is a predicted model, not a curated record. Gene Ontology annotation, cellular component: U2-type spliceosomal complex; U2 snRNP; catalytic step 2 spliceosome. Bases 1 to 1464 code for a protein of 487 amino acids. Gene Ontology annotation, biological process: mRNA splicing, via spliceosome. Lineage: Eukaryota; Fungi; Ascomycota; Saccharomycetes; Saccharomycetales; Saccharomycetaceae.